AAGUAAUAUUAUAUACAUACAUACAUAUGUGAGAAAACACAAACAGUUCCUGACGGAGAGCGCAAAGAGAGAUUGCCAAAACGAACGGUCCACAAAAAAUAAGAAAGAAAUCCAAAGAGAAACUAAUCCAAGAAGAACGAGAAAUUAAGAGAAAGUGAGGAGAAUCAACAUUGAUAUCAAAUACAAAAUGGUGCUACAAAAUCAUAAUACAGUCGUGGCUCGCUCCACAUUGACACCGAAUAGCAGCAAUCAGAACUUUAGUUCCCAUCCACAUGCUGGCGGUGCAACAGGAACAGGACGAAUUCCAUUAAAUGCUGGGCCAAAUACCCAGCGACCCAUAGUGGAUCUGUUGGUGGCCAUGGUAGCUGUUCCUGUACUCAUACUCUGCGCCCUACAGCUGGAGAAGAAUCUAAGGGACAUGAAUAAUACGGAAUCACGUUGGCUGGUCUUUGCAUUGGGCAUUGUUAUGCUGGUGAUUAGUGUCAUCAUCUGUGGCUAUGUGACACAUCGCAUGGGUGUAUGCAUUUGGGCAGGACCCAUCGAUGAGGCUGGCAAUCGAACAGGCAGCAGUUCAGGACUACCACACAUCAACUCACAGAAUGAUGUAUUGCGCAUUGUCGACUCUCUGCCACCCAGUUAUGAUAGUGUGGUUAAAUUUGAGUUGCCUCCGCCGCCAUAUGAUUGCAUUGUGAUUGAUUUGGAGCGAGAACAGCAGCAGCAGCAGCAGAGGGGCAAAGCCAUGCAGCCAUUACCUUCUACCAAGCCCAUGACGGGUCCAUUUACAUCGACGCCAAAUGCCACUUUACAUAUAUGA
Drosophila willistoni is the source of this 814-nucleotide messenger RNA. RefSeq lists its product as uncharacterized. The coding region runs from base 188 to 814 and encodes 208 amino acids. The transcript has 3 exons. The record is from RefSeq and is a predicted model, not a curated record. Lineage: Eukaryota; Metazoa; Arthropoda; Insecta; Diptera; Drosophilidae.